Messenger RNA from Cyanistes caeruleus (blue tit), 1827 nucleotides. The record is from RefSeq and is a predicted model, not a curated record. NCBI's taxonomy places the organism in Eukaryota, Metazoa, Chordata, Aves, Passeriformes, Paridae.
CGGCUCACCCACCCUCUGUCUCUUCCAGAUCCCAGAACGCCGCGGCGCUGCAACACUCUGCUCACCCGAAAAAUCCAAAUAAACACCUUUACAACCUUCAGGCAGGCAGCAGAAAACAAAAAUGCGCCCGAUGCGGAUCUUUGUGAACGACGACCGGCACGUGAUGGCCAAGCACUCGGCCGUGUACCCCACGCAGGAGGAGCUGGAGGCCGUGCAGAACAUGGUUUCCCACACGGAGCGGGCCCUCAAAGCCGUCUCCGACUGGAUCGACGAGCAGGAGAAAGUCAGCGGGGAGCAGCCGGAGACGGAGUCCAUGGAGACGGCGGCCGAGGAGGAGAGCAAGGAAGGAGGGGAUCAGAAGGCCACGGAGCAGCUGACGAGGACCCUGCGGGGGGUGAUGCGCGUGGGGCUGGUGGCCAAAGGCCUCCUGCUGAAGGGGGACCUGGACCUGGAGCUGGUGCUGCUGUGCAAAGACAAACCCACGGCCAAGCUCCUGGAAAAAGUCGCCGAUAACCUGGGAGUGCAGCUCGCGGCCAUCACCGAGGACAAGUACGAGAUCAUCCAGUCGGUGGGAGACGCCGCCAUCGUCAUCAAGAACACCAAGGAGCCGCCGCUGACGCUGACCAUCCACCUGACGUCCCCCGUGGUCAGGGAGGAGCUGGAGAAGCAGCUGGCCGGAGAAACGCUCUCAGUCACCGACUCCCCGGACGUUCUGGACAGGCAGAAAUGCCUUGCUGCCUUGGCGUCUCUGCGCCACGCCAAGUGGUUCCAGGCCAGGGCCAACGGGCUGAAGUCGUGCGUCAUCGUCAUCCGGGUGCUGCGGGACCUCUGCACUCGCGUUCCCACCUGGGCCCCGCUGCGAGGAUGGGUAAUUGCCCCUUUUCGUGUUCCGGGGAGGGUUGGCAGCGUUUCUCCCAGUCCAGCUCUGCUCUUUCCCAAGGUUCCAGCAUUCCCAGCUUGGGCAUUUCUGUGGAUGAGCGAUUUCUCUGCUCUCGGAGACGCAACCCAAAAGUCCGCGGUGCAAAUGGGUUUAUUGGUCGUUACCUGGCCUUGCCUUAACGUGAAGCAGCAGGGACCAAUCCUGACGAAGCACGGCAAGAACCCGGUGAUGGAGCUGAACGAGAAGCGGCGCGGCCUCAAGUACGAGCUGAUCUCGGAGACGGGCGGGAGCCACGACAAGAGAUUUGUCAUGGAGGUGAGGGGACACGGAGCUUCCCAGAGCUCCAGAUCCCAGUCCAAACCCUAUCCCAGAGCUUGGAAAAUCACCUCAACCCCUUCCCGGGAGUUUAAAUCAUCAAAUCCAACCCCCACAGGCGGAUACUCCUCCCAGUCCAACUACAACUCCCCGGGCUCCCAGAACUACAGCGGCCCCCCCAGCUCCUACCAGGCGUCGCAGGGCGGAUACGGCAGGAACGAGCACAGCAUGAGUUACCAGUACAGAUAAACCCCCGUUCUUCCUCCUCCUCCUCCUCCUCCUCCUCCUCCUUCCCUCCGGAUCCUCCGGAUUUUAUCCCCUUUUUCCCAUUUUUCCCCCUUUUUUCCCCCCCAAAAUCCCGUUGCUCUGUGUGACCCCCGUCACCUCCGGGCCUCUAUUUAAUGGGUCGUAGUUGCCACGACGACUUGGUUUAAAUAGGAUUAUUAUUAUUAUUUUUUUUUUGUGGGGGGGGUUUUUGGUUUUGGUUUUUUUUUGGGGUUAUUUUUUGAGGUUUUGGGGUUUUUUUGGGGAAGUCGAUCCGAUUCCGGAGCCUUUUCCCAGGCCCCGGCGAAGGGAGGGGCCCUCGUUGUUCUGCUUUUGUGAAGUGCGUUAAAAAGGAGCUUUUUUCGGUA